Molecule: messenger RNA, 1199 nt
Organism: Manduca sexta (tobacco hornworm)
Lineage: Eukaryota; Metazoa; Arthropoda; Insecta; Lepidoptera; Sphingidae
Product: Kv channel-interacting protein 4
Exons: 8
Coding region: 28-597 (189 amino acids)
Molecular function (GO): calcium ion binding
Source: RefSeq, a predicted model, not a curated record
GAGUGCGAGGAGGGCGCGUGCGCGGGGAUGGCGGGGCUGGCGCGGCACCGGCCCGAGCCGCUGGCUGCGCUCGCGCACCACACGCGCUUCACCACGCACGAGAUUAAACUCAUGUACCGCGGCUUCAAACAGGAGUGUCCGUCAGGUGUAGUGGACGAGGAGGCGUUUAAGAACAUCUUCUCGCAGUUCUUCCCGCUCGGAGACGCCUCGCAGUACGCUCACUACGUGUUCAACACCAUCAAACACAAGCAGAGCGGGAAGGUCAACUUCGAGGAGUUCCUGGAGAUCCUGUCGCGAGUGGCGCGCGGCUCCGUGCAGGAGAAACUCUCCUGGGUGUUCACACUGUAUGACGUCGACGGCGACGGGCGCAUCUCGCGCUCGGAGAUGCUGGCGGUGGUGCAGGCGAUCUACGAGCUGCUGGGCCGCGCCGCCGCGCCGCCCGUGCACAGCGGCGCCGCCAAGGACCACGUCGAUAGAAUAUUCCACUUGAUCGACACUAACUCCGACGGCGUGGUGACGCCGGACGAGCUGGCGCGGUGGUGCGUGCGCGACCCGGCCCUGCUGCGCUCGCUCGACACGCUCGACACGGUCUUGUGAUCCGACACCACCAGUGCGGAUUCGGCGCGCGCCUCCAGCUCUAAGGAGGCGGAUCCGCCACUUUCCGCCCCUUCCGCCACGUCCGCCCCGAGUGUUUCCGCCCCGAUCGCCACUUCCGCCACAUCGGUCACAACUCCCGUCUCUACUCUCACAACUGCUUCUACUACGCCGGUCGCCACAACAGCCGUGCCUACGUCUACGUGUACAACGUCCCCACCCGCGGCUCCACCGCGUGUUUCCGCCCCUUCCGCCUCUUCCGCCUCUUCUGCCCCUUCCGCCCCUUCCGCCACCUCCGCCCCUCGGGCGAGCGCGGCGCCGACGACGCGGCCGCCGCCACCGCCCGUGCCUGCGAGAGUCACUGCUUCGAUAACAGAAGAGACGUCACAAAGGAAGGCGAAGCGACGCGUGCGGCGGGCAAGCUCGCCCCAGCGGCCGCGGUGAACGAAACAUUACUCUAAUACUAUGCAUUUAAAGUUUAACCUCGACUGCUCUCGGCCGUUGAUGUUCUCGAUCUUUCUAUAACACGGCACUAUACUUUAGUGUGACGAAACUUAUACAGGGUCAUUUCGACAUUGCGUUACUAAAUGAAACCACAGGUUCGU